This is a messenger RNA of Meleagris gallopavo (turkey), 7287 nucleotides long. The record is from RefSeq and is a predicted model, not a curated record. NCBI's taxonomy places the organism in Eukaryota, Metazoa, Chordata, Aves, Galliformes, Phasianidae.
GGCUGGCUGGUGCUGCGUGUUUGCCGUAGGCUGGAAGGCGAGCGGAUCUGCAGCGCUCUGGCGUGCUGCAGGCCGGGAGCUCAGUGGCACGGGUUGUUUCGGGGUUCCCCUCCCCGGAUCCCCGGCCGUGACCCUGGGCAGCCUGAGCUGGGAUUCGGGCGAGCUGAGCUCAUUGGUCCCCGCCGCUGUGUGAACAGCCCUUGCUGCUUUGGUGUGCGGUGGCACGGGGCUGCCCUGCAGUGACCCGUUGUAAAUGGUUGCUAAGAAAUUCAUUGAAUAAACACCAUUAUUUUUUAUUUGAAAAUAGCCAUCGAAAUAGAUCCCCGGAGAACAGUAGGCCGUUAUUUGAAAGGAAGAUGCGUAGACAGGCUCUGACGGACUUGUGCUUGCAUGGAGAGCAUGGAUCAGCCAGAGUAGCCUACGAGUGGGGUUGGUUUGUGUCUACAUCUGCAGCACGCCUCUUGCCCUGGUUCCCUUUUUUUUUUUCAGUUGGCAUCUGGAGGUGUAUUUUUUAAAUGUAAUUGAUGAAAUGCCUCAACUGAGUUUUGUUUUCUAAAAGACGUUAAGUUCAGACGCGUUAUUUCAGGUGCUAAUUGAAAAUACAGUAUCUAGGCUUAACAGAUACUUGUAACAAAUGUAAGGGUAUCUGAACAUCAUGUGUGCACGGCUGUCUCUCCAUCUCUGUGCUUCACAUACAGCAAAAUUACCAGGAUGUAAAAGGCUUAGAAGCCUUCCAGGGACAUCGUGAAGUGUCAUGGAUGCUCAAUACAGACAGGCUGGUAUAUUUGUAUUAGUGUUGUGCGACCUUGUGAGGUUGUUCCCAUGAUAUGUUAGGACCAUAAAUAUCUGAUUGAUUUCCAUUGUUUUCAGCUGGAAUUGAAAAGGUUCUUUACAGAUUGUUGGAAGUUUUCCUAUGUUGUGAAUUUUUUGUUUUGGAGUUAUGAAAGCCUUAAGUUAGUCUAAAGUAAGGUUUUGCUGUAUUUACAAGCUUAUAUUUGCUUAAUCUCUUCAAACCAUAGAAAUUGUCAUUGACAAAAUAGUGCAUGGGGGUAACUUCAGUGAGGCUGUUAGAUUCUUCUCUCUCAUAUGUUAAGAGUAAUUUGGGUAUAGAUCUGUUGAACAAAAAGGAGACUAUUGAGGGUUUACGGCUUUGAGGAAUGGAAGAAAAUGCUUUUGCAGAUCUCUGGGUGUGCUAACAACCUCAGCUUCCCAGAAUUUGACAAUGAACUAUUCAGAAUAUAAGAUAUGUUUUUAUCCAAAGCAACAUGUUGAUGAAUUUAAGUAAACUAAUUAUGGCAUAUCGUUCUUACCUUCCAUAUCUAUUUAGAAAGAUUAGCAUUAGAGAUAAAAAUCCAUAAUUUACUUUUAAUCUGUUCUUUUCUGGUUUAUUCAUCCAGCUUGCUAUAAAAAUAUAUUUAUAUAUUCUAAGCUCGUACUUUAUAGAUGCCAUUUUCUGAAUAUAAAAAUAGUCUGCAUUUGUUGCACAAAAUGCCUUUGGGCAGGAGAAGAGGGGGAUAUCUGUCUGGCUGUCAUGGAACAUAAGAAAAAAUCUGAAGUAUGCUAGAGCUAAAUAUACUGAUAAACGUGCUGCUGUGGGUUAAAAUAGGUUAAAAUGUAUUGAGUUUAGUCAUAUUAGCACAUUAAAUGCCAACAGGGGUCAUACCCAUACCUUUAUUUCAGAAAUAAUCACCAUUUUGCUGUGAAGGCAACUCAGACCUUGUAGUGUGUGCAAACAAAGGAUAUGUUUCUUCAGAGCCUUGUUAUAAAGGACGACAAGCGUCACUCUGUUCUGCCGGCAGUCUGCAGUGCUGGUGCAGAACAUGGGCACCACCGUGCUUAAAUAAACUUUGCACACUACAGCACACUACAUGUUUUGAACAAGAUCUCCUUUUUAAAAGUAAGUCUGAAGCAGAUGUAAGUGGACAUUGCCAGGCUCAGAGUAAUCUGCUUUGGGACAUGAGACUGCACGGCUGCACUGGGACCACUCCAUCGUGCAGGGAGAGGUGUGAGGAUGUGGCAGGCAUAUGGAUGCAUGCAGGGCAGUGGGAGGUCCUUGCUGAAGGGGCAAGGUUGGCCUGGCUGCUUCUUCAGUUCAUUUGUAGGCUUUGUGUUUCAAAGUAUAUAGGCAACAUGGUAUAAAAUGAAGUGGCUGUUGGGCAGCAUCAGGUGAUGCUGAUGUUCAGCCAGAGGCUGGGGGCCUGGCAGCCCAUGCUAUUGUAAUGCUGUACUUCAGUUAUUGAGUUUGGAGGGUUUGCUCGUUUUAUUUUGUGACUGCUCUGCCUUUGAGUAUUCUUUGCAUGAACCAGGAAGGAAGUUUGGAAGCAGACUUUGGCUAAGCUCUCUCAAGUACAUCUGUCUGUCCAAGUCGCUUUUAAUUUCUUUCACUUCACAGUGUUUAAAUAUAAAGUCACAGAGAGCGCUGAGGUUGGUUGGUGUCGGCAAUGCUAAUCAGACAUAAUUCAGCUGAAUGUUAUGUGAAGGAAGAUAACGUGGGGGGGGAAGGCGGCAAGUCACUUCAAAAGAGCUCCUCAGAAACUCAACUCAGCUCUUAUCUCCCUUUCAAAUCUGUCUUCUCCUGCCCUCCUAGAGUGAAUCAACCUGACACUGUAGCAAUUUUUGUGAGAGUUGGGGUGAAGUGUUUGGAAUGCAUCAAAGGGGUGAAGCAGAGAACAUCUGAGGAAGUUCACCUUUUAUCUGAUACCCUCUUUUUUGAUUGCAGAGAAGGUUAGGUCUUUGUUCCCUCUUUUCACAUUAUCAAGUUUUGUGUUAUUUUUUUCUUCUGUGAAACAAGAAGGGGUUUAUUGCAGGAAUUACUGUCCUUUCAUAGUCAUUGAUUUAAAUUAUGUGAUUUAUGGGAGAGUGUGGUCUUUUCUCCUGUAUGCUUAUGCUGCAUACUUUUCAUGUUGAAUAUAAUUGCGUUCUGGAGUAGACUGAGAACAUGUUUUGAGUACCUAUGCAGGUGUAUAAACAUGAGCUAUGGAUAUAUAUAUGGAUAUAUGUAUGGAUGUGUGUAGUAUUUGGGAUCAAAUGUACAACAGAGAUAUUUUGAUUGUCUCAGUCCAACUGUUGAGAAUGUGGAGAAGUUGACAGAAGAACUAAAUGUAAUUUCUCAGAAAGUUGUAGGGGAUGAAGAAUUUGUGACUUUUUUUCUUUCCUUGUCUCUUUUCUGUGUUAAACUGCCUUUGAAUGGUUACAUCUUCAAAAAUACACAAGGCUGUGCUGGUAAUGAUGGUAAAAGCCCUACUGUUUUUUCUAGAAGCACAGUUAUAGCAAUGCUCUGUCCCUCUUUCCAGUUGUCCUUGCUGCUGCUACUGAGCUGUAGAAGCUGAUUUAAGUUUUUAGGACGAUUCUUUGUUACUGGCUUGAGUAGACUUUAAAGGAGCCAAAAGGUAAGAAUGCUUUUCGGAAUGUGUUAAAUAAUUUUCCUUCUAGUAUGAUAUGGAAGUGUUUCAUUUUAGGAUUCCCUGCAAGCGAAGCUACAGUUAUUGGUUGCACCUCCGCAUCCCUCCAAGAAAAACAGCACGUUUUUAGUACAGAAUGACAUUGAGUUGAAUUGAUAAAAGAUGAUAGGAAAACUUAAUAAUGUUUUUCAACUUCAAACAAACUAUUAAUGUUUAUUUUUUGUACUUUUCAGAAACAGAUGGAGUCACAUUUAGAAUUCAAAUCAGCGUGAAAGAGCUACUGGAUACAGAUAUACUUUUAAAGCUGCUGUUUCGUUUACCAGUCAAUUAUCCAUCAACUCUACCAGAAAUUUCUGUUAGCUCAGACCAGCUUACAAGGGCCCAGUGUAUGGACAUAAAAGAUAAAUUACUUGAACAAGCAAAGAAGCAUCUUUCUGAACCCAUGGUGCAUGAUCUGCUUCUUUGGAUACAGCAGCAUCUUAAAUAUAUCAUUAAGCAACCAGCAACAGUUUGCAAUGAAAAAACCACUUUAUCAAAAGGAGCAAGUACAGAGGAUGCUAUCUGGAUGCUCCUUUUGCAUUUAGAUCACAUGAGAGCGAAGGCAAAAUACGUCAGAACUGUGGAAAAAUGGGCUUCAGAUCUAAAACUGACUGGAAGACUGAUGUUCAUGGGCAAGAUAAUAUUGAUUCUUCUUCAGGGUGACAAGAGCAACAUUAAGGAGUACUUGAUUCUUCAGAAAACUUCUAAGGUAGAUGUGGACUCAAGCGGAAAGAAAUGCAAAGAGAAAAUGAUUAGUGUACUGUGUGAGACAAAAGUACAGUCGCAGCAUAAAAGGUUUCAGAUGUUUGAAGUCAAAGAAUAUUCAACGCUGAAUGAGCUACAAAAGGAAUUUGAAGCUGCAGGACUUGCAAAUCUCUUCUCUGAGUUUGUGCCUCCUCUCUUAAAAUAAAAUAAAGCACUGGACUCUAUGACAAAAGUAGUAUUAGACUGCAGAUUCUUCUGGGAAAUAAAAACUAUUUUGACAAGCAAACUUAUCUACAAAAAAAGAAAAAGAAAAAAAAAAAGCCAGGAGUUGCAGUAAGGAGAAAACAACAUAUACAUUAAGAAUUGAUUUUUUGACUUCUGUGCAUGGUAUAACUUUUUCAGUGGAAUGUGGAAUUAAUUAUGAUAUUUGCAUGGUAAAUAUGAAAUACUGGGAGAAAAUAGUGUUAGAAUAAUAGUAUUUCAAUUAAACUGUUUUACAGUCCUGAUUUUCAAUGUUUGUUUUUUAUCUCUUGUGAUGGUGGUCUUCCAUAAUAGCUUGCUAGAAAUUGUGACUAAUUUCAUUUUGGAAGCCUAUGUAAAAGUAUUUUUCUAAAAAGGGUAGCAAACAUCUUAGUAUGAGAGGACAGCAUAUACUUAACAACCUUUAGGUGCUUGUCUGCUAACAUUUCUUUCUCUAUUUAUUUUAAUCUAUAUAUACUUGAAUGUUGAUUUAAAGAAAGAACUCAUGUGGCUUUGGAUAUAAAAAUCCUAGAAAUGUUUUUCUUAAUGUUAGUUUUUAUUCUAAAAUAUAUAAAACCACUGAAGUGGAGAAUUUAAAUUGAUUUAAAAACUGUAUAACAGCUGAGAUAAAGCCAAUUGUAGUGUUUUCUUUGGUGGAUGUAUGUCCUCAGCCAGAUCUUUAAAAUCCUCUGGUGUUCUGGCAAUAGAACAGUAAGGUAUCAACAUCUUGGCUAUUUAAGUCUCGCUGGGGCCUUAUCCAGCUUGCAUAUAAAUCAGCUGAAUAUUCUUUCCAUUAAUUUUGGGAAUUGGAUGGAAUAGUUUUCCUAGUCAUGUGAUCUCAAUUUGUGUAUGACUGCAAAAGUAAUUGAGGCGUUAUGGACAUCUUUCUUGCAAGCGUAGGUGCAGACUCUCCUCCAGUUUCUUCCUCACUGCUGUAAAAGCUAUGACAUUUAGCUGCUUUAGAAAAGCCAUUUGUGGGGUAAGCGGCUCCAGUCACACUUGGUUGUAAACUCAUGUAUUUUCUGGAAUGUUACUGUUACCCGAUGCCUUGUUGGUUAACUGUUUGGACAGGGCUUUUCAAAGAAGCUAGGUGAUUUUUGAUUUUUGUAUUCCAAGAGCCAUAGAAAGAAAUGUAGAAAACAAUCACAGUGCCAUUAUCACAGGUGACUUUGUUACUUACUAACUUACACUGGUCAAAUAAACAAGUCUAGUGCGGAAAGGACUGUGGUAUUUAUGCUUGAUUUGAUGUGCUUCAGAAGAAUUACAAAUCUGAUCAGCUUGAUACUGUUCAGACAGCAAAGAAGAACAUGAAAACUGAUGUCAGUCUGAUUCUGUCAAAGCAAACGUUUUUGCCUACCCGUCAAUCAGUCACUUCUUUUGAAGGAUAGGAGAGAUAUCUUGUGUUCAGACAAGUAAACAAUAUUUUUAAAGGUUGUUCUUUUGGAAGAAUGUUGCAGCUGUCUGUUAACAGAUGGUAUGUUUGCAUUUACUGGUAAAAGAGAUGGGUAAGCCUGUGAGCCCCCUGGGGCACAGAAGUCAUCGAAAUGCAUGCUGUGGUGCAUGUUCCUCCCUCCAAAGGAAGUGAAGCAGACACAGAAGUACAAAACGCAAGGAAACGAAGCCAAAGCUCCCGAGAAUUGUUAAGAGGGCAUGUCUCGGUGUCUGAAAAGUAAGUGAAAUAUAUAUAGUUAUUGGAGUAAGACAUUUUACUUGCAAAAAAAGGAAAAAAGAAGAAAAGAAAAAACUGCAAAGAAAAAUAUUUCAACAAAUAAAAAGCUAACUUUCUUGUGAAAAUUGCAGUAUAAACAAUCUUUGAACAGCUUGUUUAGUAAAGUCUUAUUUCCUAUGGACUUGCUUGUGUCUAAAUUGUACGCAUGAAACCUUUCCUGUAAGCAAAGCACUCAUGACUGCUUUCCCAGGGGGAUUUCCCUGUGUCUGAUGCUGGCUAUGAUCUGCAUAAAUCAUUAAAGGAUCAGUAACAUUUUUCUUCUCAGUCUGCUACCUGUGUUCAUCAAACCCAUUAGAACUUCCUUCAGUUGUUAACCUCAUUUUACUUGGAAUAAGUUGAAUUUAAAACUUAAAGAAAAAGUGUAGUAAAAAUAUGCACGCUUCCUUAUGGGAGCCAUGUAACCAUACCUUGCUAUGGAAGUCAGGCUGCAAUGAAAGCUGUAGCAGUAGGACUGAUGACUUGAUAAAUCAAGUUUUUUAGGAUAAAACUGUGGUUUAAUUGGCCUCUAUGAAUCCCUUGUUUUAUUAAGUGUGAACAAAGCAAAAGAUGGAUUAAGAAAGGUACACUGACACUGGGGUAAAAACUCAAACUGCACAUCAGCCCUACUUGCACAGUUGUUCUUAUGUGAAUGCAUUGCAUCCAAAGUAUCUGUUCUAAUCUUGAUGAGAUGUGCUCUGCUCCACAGAAGGAUGUGCUACCCCCAGCCUUGGUGCCUGUUAUUUCCAGAGAUGUACCUAGAUGUCUCAGGCAGGUUUACUAUAAGGCAUGUUUAGAGGGAGGAGCCAGAAUAAAACUCUCUUCUUUAUCACCUUUGAAAACAUUAUUUUUAAUAUAUAUGGACUGUGGUUAAGGGUUGUAACUGAUAGAUCUUGAAAAAUAAUCUGUAUGAGCAGCCAACCAUUCAGGACAGUUUCAUGGCUUCAGUGGAAGUAAUGCAGGGUUCCAGAUGAGGGAAGUACUUUUCCUGAGGGGCAUCAUGGGAUUUUUGGGAAUUUGUCAGUCUUUUUCCCUCUCCACCUAUUCAGUCUCAUUUAAGAUUAUAGUUCCCUCCCUCCCUGCUCCUCAUUUGUUUUUGUUAUUCCAAGAGCAACGAGACACUGUAAGAUGAAACUCAUUGAUUAAAAAACUAAUUGAAAGUAGAUUUUUUUUUUGUGAAUAAAGCUAAUUUUUAUA